Molecule: messenger RNA, 1068 nt
Organism: Telopea speciosissima
Lineage: Eukaryota; Viridiplantae; Streptophyta; Magnoliopsida; Proteales; Proteaceae
Product: protein FAR1-RELATED SEQUENCE 5-like
Exons: 3
Coding region: 1-1068 (355 amino acids)
Biological process (GO): regulation of DNA-templated transcription
Source: RefSeq, a predicted model, not a curated record
AUGGAACAUGACAAUGGAUUAUCGUAUACUAUUGUCGAUGGAUCUAUGGUAGAGGUUAUUAUACCAUAUAGGGACUUAGAGGAUGCGUAUGCUAAUGAAAGUUCCACUAAUAUGGAGGAAGCUCUUCGAUUAGAUGUGGAAGAAAUUGAAAAGGAAUUAAAUAGUAGUGACAUGGUAGUUGAUGAUGGAAGUGAUAUAACCAAUGGAGAUAGAGCAGAUCAUGUAUUUGUGGAUGAACCAAGUGAGAAUGGUAAUGGGGGUGAAAAUUUGUUUGUUGAUGAUCCAACGGAACACUUUGACAAUCUUGUUGAGCAUAAUGAGGAACUAUGUAUUGGGAAGUAUUUUGCCAAUGCAAACGAUGCAUAUGAAUUUUAUAACAAUUAUGCUUGGAAGAUGGGAUUUAGUGUUCGAAAAUCUAAAGUGAAGAGGUCAAGGAAAAGGAAAGAAGGAAUGGACGAGGAGGGGGAUGUCUUGUCUCGCAUGUAUGUUUGUAGUAGGGAAGGUUUUAAGGAUUACAAAGAUAGAAGACAAGAAGGGAAAGAUGUUACUCGUCGAGCUGAUAGUAGAGUUGGUUGUCCUGCUCGUCUGCGGAUUGCAACCACUCUAGAUGAUUGUGGUAUUGGACCGGCAACUAUUUAUGAGGUUGUGACAUCUAUGUCUGGUGGGGCCUCCAAGGUGGGUUUGCCAGAGUUAGCUUUUAAGAAUUUUAUGAAGAGGCAAAAUCAGAAGUUUCUUGGGAUGGACUUAAAAAAGUUAAUGGAAUAUUUGCACCAUUCCAAACUGUGUGAUCCUCAAUUCUUUUGCAAAAUGGCCACAACAGAUGAUGGUAGUGUACGGGGUAUCUUUUGGGUUGAUGGGCCGGCGAGAGCUGCAUAUCAUGUAUUUAGGGAUGUAGUGGUAUUUGAUACAACAUACAAGGAGAAUCGAUAUCACUUCCCGUUUGGUCCCUUUACCGGAGUAAAUCAUCAUGGUCAAAGUAUUUUGUUUGGAUGUGGGUUGAUAGCUGAUGAGACAAUUGAAUCGUUUAUUUGGUUAUUCUCUAUGUGGUUGAAAGCAAUGGGGGAUUGA